GUUCUUACGUAGUAUAUGCUACUUGUUAUUCGGUCUUGUGUGAAGUGUAGUGAACUACGAAAAUGUAUACACGCAUACUAAAGGUAAUAGAUUUAAACGCAUCAAAAAUGUGGUACUUUACUGUUAUUUCACUGAUAAUUAUAUUAGUAGUAGUCAUGAUACUACGAUUAGAAGGUAGAAGAAAAAGAAUAUUGGCAAACAAAAUACCAGGUCCCGAUGGUUCGAUUUUUAUUGGCAUGCUACCAUUAUUUCUACAAGGACCAGAAAAAAUUAUCACAAAUGGAUUAAAAGUAUACCAAAAAUUUGAAAAGUCUUUAUUUAAAGUAUGGAUCUUAAACAACCUAUAUAUUGUACUUACACGACCUGAAGAUAUAGAAUUUGUCCUUACAAAUCCAAAAUUGCAAAAGAAAUCUAAAGAAUACUUGGUUUUACAAGAAUCCAUUAUGGGCCAGGGAAUAUUUUCAAUCGAUGACAUAAAAAAAUGGAAAAGUAAUAGGAAAAUGGUAUCCGGAGGCUUUAAUUUUAAAAUUAUAAAAUCAUUUAUACCUAUAUUUUACGAAGAAUCUAAUGUCCUCAAUGACAUACUGAAACAAAAAUAUGAUUUUAAAUCAAAUGAAUGUGAUAUAAGUGUUCCUAUUAGUAUGGCUACAAUGGAAAUGAUCGGUAAAACUGCACUAGGAGUAAAAUUUAAUGCUCAAAAUGGUGGUCGUCAUCGAUUUGUGGAAAAUUUACAAACAGCCAUGAUUGCAUGGGAAUAUAGAAUUUCACAUCCGUGGUAUUUGAGCAAAACAUUAUUCCGACUUUCAUCAGUUAAUCAAAAACACAAUCAAAGUCAAAAAAUCAUAAACGAUUUUACAGAUGAAAUAAUUAAUAAAAAACUCAAUGAAUUGAACCAAAAUGCGAAUAAUAAAAAAACAGAAUUUGAUGAUGAAGAUAUUUGUCGAAAAACCAAAACGGUUAUAGAAAUUUUAUUAGGAAACUAUCAUGAAAUGUCACAUGAACAAAUACGAGAUGAACUUGUAACCAUCAUGAUUGGAGGACAAGAAACUACUGCUAUGGCCAAUGCAUGUGCAAUUUUUAUGUUAGCUCAUCAUCCAGAUGUACAGAACAAGGUGUUUGAGGAACUGCAAUCGAUAUUUUUGAUUGGCGAUCAGAAUAGAUCACCAACAUAUGAAGAUUUACAACAAAUGGAAUAUCUAGAACGAGUGAUCAAAGAGACACUACGAAUUUUCCCUUCUUUACCUGUGUUCGGUAGAAGUUUAGAUGAGGAGAUGAAAAUCGGAGAAUAUUUAUGUCCAGCCGGUUCAACGAUAAUGAUCAGUCCACUAUUUUUACAAUCGAGUACGCAGUACUACACUGAUCCAGAACAGUUUAAUCCAGACAACUUCUUACCAGACACGUGUCGCAGCCGACAUCCAUAUACAUUUAUACCAUUUAGUGCGGGAUACAGGAACUGUAUCGGAAUCAAAUAUGGCAUGCUCCAAAUGAAAACCGUUUUAUCGACACUUGUGCGAAAAAAUAUAUUUUCUCCUUCGGACAGAUGCCCCACACCAAAACACCUAAGAGUAAUGUUUUUAACGACACUUAAAUUUGUCGACGGUUGUUACGUCAAAAUAGUACCAAGAAAUUCGUAAAAUGAAUAAUACAAUAAAAUAAUGCACAUUUUGUUCAUUAAUUUAAUGAAAAUAUGUAAUAGAAUUUUUGAUACUUGAGAAAUUGAAAUAACUCGAUUUUCAUACAGUAUUAAUUAGUUAUAUCUUAUAUAUAUUAUAAAAUACAUAAACAUUAGCAAAACUAUGGGUCAGAUCACUCACACCAUGACCUGACAAAAUUCCGUUAUGUUAUUGUUUUUAGAAAUGAUACAGAUAAGAAACAUAAUAAUGUACCUAUUUUUUUUAUUUUUUUUUUAUUGAUCUUAUUUUAAGCCCGACAACUAAGGCCAUUAGCUGUGGAUAGGAACAGUAGGUUUUUUUUUGUGUAAGGUUUAUUUGGAAAGUUUGGUUAGUACGUUUGGAAUACGUAUGUGUUACCUAUUAUUUAUAAAAAAAAAAUGUAUUUAAAAAUAACUAAAA
Molecule: messenger RNA, 2072 nt
Organism: Melanaphis sacchari
Lineage: Eukaryota; Metazoa; Arthropoda; Insecta; Hemiptera; Aphididae
Product: cytochrome P450 4C1-like
Exons: 8
Coding region: 63-1634 (523 amino acids)
Molecular function (GO): iron ion binding; oxidoreductase activity, acting on paired donors, with incorporation or reduction of molecular oxygen; heme binding
Source: RefSeq, a predicted model, not a curated record